Passer domesticus (house sparrow) is the source of this 3755-nucleotide messenger RNA. RefSeq names its product ATPase phospholipid transporting 9B (putative) (gene ATP9B). Lineage: Eukaryota; Metazoa; Chordata; Aves; Passeriformes; Passeridae. Gene Ontology annotation, molecular function: ATP hydrolysis activity; magnesium ion binding; ATPase-coupled intramembrane lipid carrier activity. Gene Ontology annotation, biological process: phospholipid translocation; endocytosis; retrograde vesicle-mediated transport, Golgi to endoplasmic reticulum. The coding region runs from base 60 to 3479 and encodes 1139 amino acids. Gene Ontology annotation, cellular component: endosome; trans-Golgi network; plasma membrane. The transcript is spliced from 30 exons. The record is from RefSeq and is a predicted model, not a curated record.
CCGUGACGUCAGGAGGGCCCGGGCGGCGCCCGGCUGGGCGGCGGGGGGGCGCCCCCAAGAUGGCGGACCAGAUCCCGCUGCGCCCGGUGCCGCGCAGCGCCCAGCGCAGGGCGGCCUAUUACAGCAGCGCCGCCGCGGCGCAGCGGCACAGCAGGUACCAAGCGGAAGAUGAGUCCUCUCAUUUGGAUGAAAUGCCACUAAUGAUGUCAGAAGAAGGCUUUGAAAAUGAUGAGAGUGAUUACCAUACUUUACCAAGAGCCAGAAUUUCUCAGAGAAGAAGAGGCUUAGAAUGGUUUAUCUGUGGCGGCUGGAAGUUCCUUUGCACUAGUUGUUCUGAUUGGCUCAUAAACAUUUGUCGAAGAAAGAAAGACCUGAAGGCUCGCACAGUGUGGCUUGGGUGUCCUGAAAAGUGUGAAGAGAAAUACCCCAAAAAUGCCAUAAAAAAUCAAAAGUACAACAUCUUUACCUUUAUACCUGGGGUUUUAUAUGAACAGUUCAAGUUUUUCUUGAAUCUCUAUUUUCUCAUCGUGUCCUGCUCACAGUUUGUACCAGCACUGAAAAUAGGCUACCUGUACACGUACUGGGCUCCUCUGGGAUUUGUUUUGACGGUCACAGUGGUACGGGAAGCUGUUGAUGAAUUUCGACGUUACAAGAGAGACAAAGAAAUGAACUCACAGUUAUACAGCAAGCUGACAGUACGAGGUAAAGUGCAAGUUAAGAGUUCAGACAUACAAGUUGGAGACCUCAUCAUAGUGGAAAAGAAUCAACGAAUCCCAUCUGACAUGGUGUUUCUGAGAACCUCAGAAAAAACAGGUUCAUGUUUCAUUCGAACUGACCAGCUGGAUGGAGAAACAGACUGGAAACUGAAGGUUGCUGUCAGUUGCACACAAAGAUUGCCAGCUUUAGGGGAUCUCUUUUCAAUCAAUGCUUAUGUUUAUGCUCAGAAGCCACAGCUGGAUAUCCACAGUUUUGAGGGUACCUUCACACGGGAAGACAGUGAUCCUGCAGUUCAUGAAAGCCUAAGCAUAGAAAAUACAUUAUGGGCAAGCACUGUUGUUGCUUCGGGAACUGUAAUUGGUGUUGUUAUUUACACAGGCAAGGAAACACGAAGCGUAAUGAACACAUCCAAUCCAAAAAAUAAGGUUGGCUUGCUGGACCUGGAGCUGAAUCAACUGACCAAAGCCCUGUUUUUGGCUUUAGUUGCACUAUCAGUUGUUAUGGUAACUUUGCAAGGAUUUGUAGGCCCAUGGUAUCGCAACCUUUUCCGCUUCCUCCUACUGUUUUCCUAUAUCAUCCCAAUCAGUUUACGUGUCAACUUGGACAUGGGUAAGGCAGCCUAUGGGUGGAUGAUUAUGAAAGAUGACAAUAUUCCUGGAACAGUUGUUCGAACUAGCACCAUACCAGAAGAGUUGGGACGAUUAGUUUAUUUACUAACGGAUAAAACAGGAACACUUACACAGAAUGAGAUGAUAUUUAAGCGCCUCCACCUAGGUACUGUUUCCUAUGGAACAGACACAAUGGAUGAAAUUCAGAGUCAUAUUAUAAACUCUUAUUCACAGGUGCACUCUCAGAACAGUGGGAACAGUACGAGCUCAACACCAUCCAGGAAGCCUCAAUCCUCUGCACCCAAAGUGCGGAAGAGCGUGAGCAGUCGGAUACAUGAAGCAGUGAAGGCCAUUGCACUCUGCCACAAUGUCACCCCCGUGUACGAAUCCCGGGCUGGUGUGUCUGCAGAGACAGAAUAUGCAGAAGUGGAUCAGGACUUUAGCGAUGAAAAUCGGACUUACCAGGCUUCCAGCCCUGAUGAGGUAGCUCUGGUGCAGUGGACAGAGAGUGUGGGUCUCACUCUGGUUAACAGGGACCUGACCUCAAUGCAGCUGAAGACCCCUGGUGGACACAUCCUGACAUACUAUAUCCUCCAGAUCUUCCCCUUCACUUCUGAAAGCAAGCGCAUGGGCAUCAUAGUUAGGGAUGAAUCUUCAGGAGAAAUUACAUUUUACAUGAAGGGUGCAGAUGUUGCCAUGUCCACUAUUGUACAGUACAAUGAUUGGUUAGAAGAAGAGUGCGGUAAUAUGGCACGAGAAGGACUGCGCACACUAGUUGUUGCCAAAAAAUCACUUACUGAAGAACAGUAUCAAGAUUUUGAGAGUCGCUAUAACCAAGCGAAGUUAAGCAUACAUGAUAGAAACCUGAAGGUUGCCGCUGUUGUGGAGAGUUUGGAGCGAGAAAUGGAAUUACUGUGUCUCACUGGAGUAGAAGAUCAGCUGCAAGCAGAUGUUAGACCAACUCUAGAGAUGCUAAGGAAUGCUGGAAUAAAGAUAUGGAUGUUAACAGGCGAUAAACUGGAGACAGCAACUUGCAUUGCAAAAAGUUCUCACUUAGUGUCUAGAAAUCAAGAUAUUCAUAUUUUCAGACCUGUUAUCACUCGAGGAGAGGCUCACUUAGAACUAAAUGCUUUUAGGAGGAAGCAUGACUGUGCCUUGGUGAUAUCUGGAGACUCACUUGAGGUUUGUCUCAAGUAUUAUGAGCAUGAAUUUGUAGAGCUGGCUUGUCAGUGUCCUGCUGUAGUGUGCUGCCGAUGCUCUCCCACCCAGAAAGCCCACAUUGUGAAACUGUUACAGCACCACACCGGGAAACGCACAUGUGCAAUAGGUGAUGGAGGAAAUGAUGUCAGCAUGAUCCAAGCAGCGGACUGUGGAAUUGGAAUUGAAGGCAAGGAGGGAAAACAAGCUUCUCUAGCAGCUGACUUUUCUAUCACACAGUUUAAACACAUAGGUAGGCUGCUGAUGGUACAUGGCCGAAACAGUUAUAAAAGAUCAGCAGCACUUGGUCAAUUUGUCAUGCACCGAGGCCUUAUUAUUUCAACUAUGCAGGCUGUAUUUUCAUCAGUCUUCUACUUUGCAUCUGUUCCCUUGUACCAAGGAUUCCUAAUGGUAGGGUAUGCAACCAUAUAUACCAUGUUUCCAGUCUUCUCUCUAGUAUUGGAUCAAGAUGUGAAGCCAGAAAUGGCAUUGCUAUAUCCAGAACUUUAUAAGGAUCUCACAAAGGGAAGAUCUUUGUCAUUUAAGACCUUCCUCAUCUGGGUUUUAAUCAGUAUUUACCAAGGUGGUAUUCUGAUGUAUGGAGCCCUGCUGCUUUUUGAAUCUGAAUUUGUACACGUCGUUGCCAUUUCCUUCACUGCCCUGAUCUUGACUGAGCUCUUGAUGGUUGCACUGACCAUACGAACGUGGCACUGGUUAAUGGUGGUGGCUGAAUUCCUCAGUCUUGGCUGCUAUGUGGCCUCUCUUGCAUUUCUAAAUGAAUACUUUGGUAUAGGCAGAGUGUCUUUUGGAGCUUUCUUAGAUGUUGCCUUUAUCACAACUGUGACCUUCCUGUGGAAAGUGUCAGCAAUCACUGUUGUAAGCUGUCUUCCACUUUACAUUCUCAAGUACUUGAAGCGCAAGUUCUCUCCUCCAAGUUACUCCAAGCUUACCUCGUAAAAGUGAUUAUAUUCCUCUGGUUUUCACUCACACCAGUCUGCAGAUUGCAUAUUCACUGUGCUAUAGUGUCUAUGGAUUCAUGCUGGACUAAAGAAACUUAAAAAAAAAAUAAAAAGGGAUAAUGUGAAUAGAGCACAAAAAGAGGAAACAUCUGAGAGAUACAAUAACACAGAAGUACACUAACAACUAUCAGAGAUAAACUAAAUUUUCUUUGUGUUGAUUUUCUUUUUUUCUUUCAGUUGUUAUGAUUAUAAAAUAAAACCAAAUUACCUUUGA